CCUCAUUCGUGUUCUCUAGCUGCCCGGCUAUACGCCCACAUUGACGGCUAUUUUAUAUGGAUCGAUCCACGUAGCAACAACAACAAAUGCACCAUCAUGAACAACGAACCAUUCCUAAUGCAACUCUCUUCAAAAAGAUCCAACCAAAGAAGAUCCUACCAUACGUUAAGAUUCCUUCGACGGCCGCCAAAGCAUACAUCCAACCGCCAAAACCAAACCCAAAAAAAAAAACUAUGCCAAAGUCGGCCAUCUUUGGCAACACCUCACCUCCGCCAUUGGCGUACGCCUCUCCACCACCAAAGAAAAAAAAUAUUAUUAUUAAUCGCCCAUAUGGCACGAUCGAGCAAGAGAACGUUACUUAACAGCUCAUCGAAAGCAAAGACUUCGAGCCGAACAAAACGCUCCUUUUCUCUUCUCUUCUCUUCUGUGUUUUACCUAUAAGACUUGGCCUCGAUCUCCCCCCUUCUCACACCAUUGGCCUCUCGUUUUACUGGUGAAGCUAGCCAUUCAUCGUUCCAAUUUUAUCGUAUAGACGCCUUUUGCAAAUGGCGGGGAGGGUGUUGGCCGAGGAGGAGGAUGGGGGGGCAAUGCCGUCGUCGGGGAGUAGUAGUGGGAGGGAGGAGGAGAGUAGCGACGCGGUGUUUGAGAGUAUGCGUCGGAGCAGCCUUGGGUCUUCGGAGGCGGUGGCGGCGGCGGAGGAGGAGCUGCGGUGGGCGGCGAUCGAGCGGCUGCCGACGCGGAGGAGGGUGAGGAAAGGGAUCGUGCUGAAGAGGUACGGGGAGGGCGGAGGGGUGGUGGUGCCGGUGGAGGUGGACGUGAGGAAGAUGGAGGUGAAGGACAAGGUGAUGUUGUUGGAGAGCUUGCUCAAGGUUCCGGAGACCGACAACGAGGAUCUCUUGCGUACCAUUCGGAAGAGGAUCGAUAGGGUGGGAAUUGCAAUUCCGCAAAUUGAAGUCCGGUUCGAGAGUUUGUCAAUUGAAGGCGAGGCGUAUGUUGGGAACAGGGCUCUCCCAACCCUUCUCAACUCGACCCUCAACGCAGUUGAGGGAGUUCUUAAAAUCAUCGGGCUUUCAUCAUCGAAGAAAACAACCGUUAAGAUACUCCAAGAUGUCAGCGGGAUAGUGAAGCCAUCAAGAUUGACAUUGCUUCUUGGACCUCCCGGAUCCGGCAAAACCACGCUCUUGAAAGCACUCGCCGGAAAACUCGACAAAAACCUAAAGGUUUCAGGAGAAAUCACAUAUUGUGGGCAUGAUUUCUCUGAAUUCAUCCCUAAACGAACCUCCGCUUACAUUAGCCAGCACGACCUUCACUACGGCGAGAUGACAGUGCGAGAAACAUUGGAGUUCUCUCGGCGAUGCUUAGGGGUUGGAAGCAGGCAAAUGAUGCUGGAAGAGUUGUUGAGACGGGAGAAAACUGCUGGCAUUGUCCCUAAUUUUGAUGUGGAUGCAUUUAUGAAAGCGACCACGGUGGCUACCAAACGAGCUAGCUUGUUCAUCGACUACGUUAUCAAGAUUUUGGGAUUGGAUAUUUGUGUUGACACUGUAGUUGGAGAUGAAAUGAGGAGAGGCAUCUCCGGUGGACAAAAGAAGCGAGUGACUACAGGGGAGAUGUUAACCGGACCUGCGAAAGUAUUUUUCAUGGAUGAGAUAUCAACUGGGCUAGACAGCUCUACGACUUACCAAAUCGUCAAUUAUCUUAAGCAGAUAGCACAUAUCAUGGACGAGACCCUUGUAAUCUCUCUUUUGCAACCCGCACCCGAGACAUUUGAUCUAUUUGAUGACAUUAUCUUGCUCUCUGAGGGCAAGAUUGUCUACCAAGGUCCGACAGAAAAUGUUCUCGAGUUUUUCGAGUCUAUGGGGUUCAAAUGUCCAGAGAGGAAAGGGACUGCUGAUUUCUUACAGGAAGUUACUUCUGCCAAGGAUCAGUUAUAUUACUGGUUUGAUGGAAAUAAACCAUACAGAUAUGUACCAGUCACGGAGUUUGUAAGUGCCUUCAAAUCGUUUUACAUCGGUAAGGAUCUUUUUGAAGAGCUUAGGCAUCCCUUUGAUAAGGGUGGCACUCACCCUGCUGCUUUGGAGAGAAUGAAGUACGCUAUCUCCAAAUGGGAACUCUUCAGAGCAUGUUUUGCUAGGGAAUGGUUGUGGAUGAAGCGCAACUCUGUAGUUUUUGUGUUCAAGACGGUACAAAUAGCUAUCAUGGCUAUGCUAGCAUCUUCUGUGUUUGUGAGGACAAAAAUGGAAUCUGGUCAGAUGGAAGGUGCGGCCAAAUAUGGGGGAGCUUUGUUUUUCAGUCUGAAUAACGUUUUGUUCAAUGGGUUACCAGAAAUUGCAAUGACUACCAUGAAACUCCCUGUGUUCUUCAAGCAAAGGGAUCUCUUGUUCUACCCUGCAUGGGCAUUUGCACUGCCCAUUUGGUUGCUCAGCAUUCCUGUCUCAUUGAUGGAGUCUGGAAUUUUGUCAAUCAUCACAUAUUAUCCCAUUGGAUUUGCACCAGGCGCUUGCAGGUUCUUGAAGCAGUUUUUGGCCUUAUUCGGAAUCCACCAAAUGUCUCUAUCUCUAUACCAUUUUGCAGGAGUAUUGGGAAGGAUAGAGGUUAUUGCGACUACAAUUGCUACAUUUGCCUUGUUAGUCUUCUUUGUGCUCGGAGGCUACAUUGUUGCACGAUAUGACAUUGCUUCAUGGAUAAGAUGGGGUUACUAUAUUUCCCCUGUGAUGUACGGUCAAAAUGCGAUUGCUAUCAAUGAGUUUCUCCAUGAGAGAUGGAAUAUGCCUAUAGGUAACUCUACAGAACCAAGUAUUGGUAUUGCCUUCCUUAAGCAGAGAGGCAUGUUUACAACAGAGAGAUGGUAUUGGAUUUCUAUUGUGGCACUUUUUGGGUUUUGUCUUCUUUUCAAUCUACUCUUCAUUCUAGCCUUGAAGUACCUUAAACCUCUUGGCGAUAAUAAGGUUGUGCUUGUAGAGAAGAAAACAACAGAUGAAGGACAUAUUCCAUUGGCUCCCGGAUUAAAAGAAAACAUUGACAUGGAGGACAAGAAUUACGUAGGAAACAUUGAUGACAUUAACAAUGAUAUUGAGCAUCGAACUAAGAAGGGGAUGGUUCUACCUUUCCAACCUCUUUCGCUUGCUUUCCACCAUGUGAAUUAUUAUGUGGAUAUGCCUGCUGGAAUGAAGAGUAAAGGAUUUGAAGAGAGUAGAUUACGACUACUACAAGAUGUUAGUGGUGCUUUCAGACCUUGUGUUUUGACAGCAUUAGUUGGAGCUAGUGGGGCUGGGAAGACCACUUUGAUGGACGUGCUAGCAGGACGAAAAACUGGUGGAUACAUUGAAGGAAGCAUAAGUGUAUCAGGCUACCCGAAAAACCAAGACACUUUUGCUCGAGUCGCUGGCUACUGUGAGCAGAAUGACAUUCAUUCGCCUUAUGUUACUGUUUAUGAAUCCCUUAUUUUCUCUGCUUGGUUACGCCUCACGUCUGAUAUAGAUGCAGAAACUAGAAAGAUGUUUGUGGAAGAAGUUAUGGAGUUGAUUGAGCUAAACCCAAUAAGGAAUUCUCUUGUGGGAGACCCAGGAGUGAACGGACUUUCAACUGAACAAAGAAAGAGGUUGACUAUAGCAGUGGAAUUAGUCGCUAAUCCUUCUAUAAUUUUCAUGGACGAGCCCACGUCAGGCCUUGAUGCUAGAGCUGCAGCUAUAGUUAUGCGUACUGUAAGGAAUACAGUGGACACAGGUCGAACAGUUGUCUGCACGAUCCACCAACCUAGCAUUGGUAUCUUUGAAGCUUUUGAUGAGUUAUUGUUAAUGAAAAGAGGAGGGAGAGUGAUAUAUGCUGGUCCUUUAGGCCAUGAGUCUAUCGAGUUAGUUCGAUAUUUUGAGACCAUUCCAGGAGUGACCAAGAUCGCGGAAGGCUAUAAUCCAGCCACCUGGAUGCUGGAAGUCACCUCUACUACAGUCGAGGCAAAACUUCGUGUUGACUUUGCUGAAAUCUAUGCAAGUUCCGAUCUCUACAGGCGGAAUGAGGAGCUCAUCAAAGAACUAAGUACUCCAACUGCAGCUUCUGAGAAUCUCCACUUUCCAACUCGAUUCUCACAGAAUUUCUUCACUCAAUGCAAAGCGUGUCUUUGGAAACAACAUUUGUCAUAUUGGAGGAACUCACAAUAUAAUGCUAUCCGAUUUUAUGUGACAAUAGUCAUUGGAAUCAUGUUUGGUAUUGUUUUUUGGAGCAAGGGAGACAAAAUACAUAAACAACAAGACCUAAUAAAUCUUCUUGGAGCGACUUAUGCUGCUCUCCUUUUCCUCGGUGCAAGCAAUGCAGCUGCAAUACAACCCGUUGUAGCAAUGGAAAGAACAGUGUUUUAUCGCGAAAGAGCAGCCGGAAUGUACUCAGCAUUACCUUACGCAUUUGCUCAAGUUUUCAUAGAGGCCAUCUAUGUCUCUAUGCAAUCCAUGAUCUAUGCCAUUCUUUUGUACUCAAUGAUUGGCUAUCAUUGGAGUUUCCAGAAGUUCGCCUACUUCUACUACUUCCUCUUCAUGUGCUUCACAUACUUCUCUAUAUAUGGAAUGAUGACGGUUUCUGUGUCUCCAAAUCUAGAGAUUGCUUCCAUCGUAAUGUUGUUCUUCACAACUGUAUGGAACUUGUUCAGCGGCAUCUUCAUUCCAAAAAUGGAAAUUCCAGUGUGGUGGAGAUGGUACUAUUGGAUGUGCCCGCUUGCAUGGACAAUCAAGGGUGCUUUCACUUCUCAGUUUGGUGAUCUAAACAAUCUCAUAGAAGUUCCUACAUCGUCAGAACUGGUACCGGUGGAUGUGUUCCUUAAAGAAAUUUUUGGCUAUGACUUUGACAAGUUGGGGGAAGCUGUGUUUGCCCACCUUGUAUUUGUGUUUCUCUUCAUUUUUGUGUUUGCCUACAGUAUCAAAUUCCUCAAUUUCCAGAAACGAUAACAACAUCGAAUCGAUUCGAGAGGAAACAAGAAGCAAAAAUUAGGAGAUAGACACCUCUAUGCAUGUAUAGAAAGAACGCUCAUUUUGCCAGAAAAAUCAAACCCUAUUAAGUUUUAGCAGCAGCUUGUUGUAUAGGUGAGGUGAAAGUGUAAAACCAUUUGUGUUUCCAUUUGAAAUAUAUGAUCAUAAUAUAUACUUAUUGUCUGAGAAGGAAAUAAGAGAAACUCUUAUAUAUGGUAACUAUGCUUGCGCUUAAUUAAUCUGAUGAUCCUGACAAGUUCUAAGCAAUCUUGCAUUGUUCUCCUUGGGAAUGCGUUAGAGUGGUUAUUAAAUUUUGAGUAACCACAGUGGCUACUAACAUCUACACCCUUAAUUAUAUCUAUUUCAUCCUAUUUUUAAGUUGACGGUGGAGAUUAUAUGAAGGAUAAUUUUGGAAACGAAAAUAAUACAACACCUGAUUACUAUUCUUUAAAAAAUUAUUUUUAUAUAUUGUACCGCAAACCCUAAUGCAAUCUCCUCCUCCUUCUCCUCCCCUUCUACCUGCCGACGGCCCUUCUUUCUCCGGACAAGAAAUUGCAGCCGCCUCCUCCCUCUUCUCCCCUCCCACCCGACAACAACUCUUCUUCUCCCCAGCCUCCCGCCUUCUCCCCUCCCCCGCCGUCCCCACACCACCCCUCCCACGCCGUCCUCAAAGAAACCGUAACUCUCAAUUUCCCCUCUUAACAAAAAGAAAUCGAUUCUCUAUCUAUUAGCUGGAAUUAUUUGAACACGUCUCUACCAACAACACCAGGUUAUUUUCUUUUCUUUUUGUGAUUUUGUUUGUGUUAGUGACUAGUGAGGAAUGAUGUGUUCUUGUAAAGUUGCUGCUAAUAGGAAUAAUCUUCCUUGAUUCUUCGUUAAAUGAUUUGUUCUUGUGAUUUUUUUUUUUACGUUUUCAAUUUUGAUAUUGAGGAACUAUUUUUGGUUGGGUAUAUUUUCCAUGUAUUAUUGCUUUCUUUGAUACGAGUGAUCAUUUUGUUGCACUAUAAUUAGCUCUUAUAAUUUUAAUUAGUAUUUGUUAUUGGUUUGUAAAUUGUAAUCGUAUUCCUCCACUGUCUGCAAUUUUUUUAUUUGCAUAAUGGUAUUGCUUUACUAAGCAAUGGUAUUGGUAAUGACAUUCGUUAAGGAAAAUCGCCUUUUCUUUUGGUAGUACACUACUAUUUGGUAUUGUUUGUCCUUUGUGUAAUGGUAGUCCUGCAAUGGUAUUGAUUCGAUGUGCAGUGGUAUUGGUUAUAUAACAACAUGAUAUUCAUUCAUCUUCGUUUGGUAGUGACAUUUUAGAUUGGUAUUGGUUCAUUACACGUGUAUUAGUAUUAACAAUGCUAGUCUGGUAGUUCUUCAAAGUCUAAUGGUAUUGGUUCAAACCUCAAUGUUCAUAAUUCUCUUCAUAUAUGCAAUGGUAUAUAUUGUUUAUAUUGGUAGUUUUCGUGUAAUGGUAUAGAUUUAUUUCUGCAAUGGUAUUGAUGUUAGUGGUUGUCUAAUGGAUUGGUAGUGAUUUCGUGUUUUUUUGUAUGGAUUUUUUUGUUUUGUUUUGGUAUUGAUUUUGUCGCAUUAGUAUUAUUUUUGUCGCAAUGGUAUUGUUUUUAUCGCAUUGGUAUUAUUUUUGUCGCAAUGGUAUUGUUUUUAUCGCAUUGUUAUUGAUUUUCUCGCAAUGGUAUUAUUUUUGUCGCAUUGGUAUUGGUGUUUUUGUGAAAUGGUAGUGUUUUUAUUUCUCGAAUGAUAUUGGUAUUUUGUGCAACGGUAGUGUUUUGUAAUGGAUUGAUAUUAUUUUAUUGUUGCAGCGGUAUUAGUUCGACAGAACGAAAUCAAUGGAAAGAUUGAGAAAAGGAAGGAAGAAGCAUAUGGCUGAACAUUGUGAAAAUGAGAGAAAAAGAGAGAAAUGGUAGUUAAUAUAAUUUUGUAAUUUCC
Molecule: messenger RNA, 6878 nt
Organism: Linum trigynum
Lineage: Eukaryota; Viridiplantae; Streptophyta; Magnoliopsida; Malpighiales; Linaceae
Source: the annotation of a GenBank genome assembly